Messenger RNA from Solea senegalensis (Senegalese sole), 3116 nucleotides. RefSeq names its product septin 6 (gene septin6). Gene Ontology annotation, cellular component: septin complex; cell division site; septin ring. The coding region runs from base 54 to 1358 and encodes 434 amino acids. Gene Ontology annotation, molecular function: GTPase activity; GTP binding; molecular adaptor activity. The transcript has 10 exons. Gene Ontology annotation, biological process: cilium assembly; cytoskeleton-dependent cytokinesis. The record is from RefSeq and is a predicted model, not a curated record. NCBI's taxonomy places the organism in Eukaryota, Metazoa, Chordata, Actinopteri, Pleuronectiformes, Soleidae.
UCGCUUCACUGAAGAGCAGCAGAGGUUUCGUCCUCCAGCUAAAGGCUUCUGCCAUGGCGUCCACUGAAAUAGCGAGACAAGCGGGUGAAGGUGCUCGUGCUGUCCCUCUGUCAGGCCAUGUUGGCUUUGACAGCAUGCCGGACCAGCUGGUCAACAAGUCCGUCAACCACGGAUUCUGCUUCAACAUCCUGUGUGUUGGUGAGACAGGUCUGGGUAAGUCUACACUGAUGGACACGUUGUUCAACACCAAGUUUGAGGGCGAGCCUACUCAGCACAACCAGCCAGGAGUCACACUCAAGUCCAACACCUACGAGCUCCAGGAGAGUAACGUACGUCUCAAACUCACUAUUGUGAACACUGUGGGCUUCGGAGACCAGAUCAAUAAAGAAGACAGCUACAAGUCCAUUGUGGAGUUUAUCGAUGCCCAGUUUGAAGCCUAUCUACAGGAGGAACUCAAAAUCAAGCGCACGCUACACAGCUACCAUGACACCCGUAUCCACGCAUGCCUGUAUUUCAUCGCUCCCACUGGACACUCGCUCAAAUCCCUGGACUUGGUGACCAUGAAGAAACUUGACAGCAAGGUCAAUAUAAUUCCAAUCAUUGCCAAGUCAGACGCCAUCUCCAAGAGCGAGCUGGCCAAGUUCAAAAUCAAAAUCACCAGCGAGCUGGUCAGUAACGGCGUGCAGAUCUACCAGUUCCCUACUGAUGAUGAGUCUGUGGCAGAGAUCAACUCCACUAUGAACAGCCAUUUGCCGUUUGCAGUGGUGGGAAGCACAGAAGAAGUAAAGAUGGGGAAUAAGAUGGUGAAGGCCCGGCAGUAUCCCUGGGGAACAGUGCAGGUGGAAAACGAGAAUCACUGUGACUUUGUCAAACUGCGAGAGAUGCUGAUCAGAGUGAACAUGGAGGACCUGCGAGAGCAGACUCACACACGCCAUUACGAGCUCUACCGUCGCUGCAAACUGGAGGAGAUGGGCUUCAAGGAUACGGACCCUGACAGCAAGCCCUUCAGUCUGCAGGAAACGUACGAAGCAAAGAGGAACGAGUUCAUGGGUGAGCUGCAGAAGAAAGAAGAAGAAAUGAGGCAAAUGUUUGUCCAGAGAGUCAAAGAGAAGGAGGCUGAGCUGAAAGAAGCGGAAAAAGAGCUGCAUGAGAAGUUUGACCGUCUGAAGAAGCUCCACCAGGACGAGAAAAAGAAACUGGAGGAAAAGAAGAAGGGGCUGGACGACGAGCUUAAUACGUUCAAACAGAAAAAGACUGCGGCAGAGCUCUUGCAGAGUCAAGCUCAGCAGGCAGGGGGCUCCGCCACGAUCAAGAGGGACAAAGAGAGGAAAAAUAAUCCCUGGCUCUGCACUGAGUAGGUCCUCAACCCCCAACCUUUGCUAAGGGACCAGCCUUUGUGGGUACUGAGUACCUCAAGCGUCGCCAGAGGCUUUGUGGACCCCUCCCUUCAGGGUUUCUUAAUCAAUCAUUACCUGCUUGGGCUAUAAUAUCAAUCACUGUGUAUUUGUUUCACUGCUGCUCUCACCACACUUGUUUUUAAUGCUUGCUUCAACUGUCUGUACUUUUUUUUUUCCCCCUUUUGCUGUGACUAACAAACACACUUUUCUUCCUCUCACGUUUUGGUGAUUACUUGCACUAACUAAUAUUUGAUGGACCACAUUCAAGUGUAUACUGUUGUGGAACUGUAACGCAUCAUACAAUAGUCAAAAAAAAAAAAAAAAGUCAACAGGCACAAUCUCUUCACAAUCAUCAUGUUUUGUUUUGAUUUCCACAAUCACAGGGUGUCUCUUGCCUGGUGUUGGAUGUAUGAUAAUAAUUUAAUUUUCUCCCUUAUAUAUCAGAUGCACUUCUUUUGCAUAUCUUUUUUGACAAAAACGUCUCUGCGUUGCAAACUCACCUAACCGCUGGCUUUCUCUCUUUGUCUCUUCAGCUUCUUUUAAUCUGUCUUGGCCACCUGAAGAGGGGAUUGCAGCUUCAGCAACAAUUAAGCACCCUUUAUUACCUCUCUCUUGUUUUUUUUCCUUGCUGUAUCAACCUUUUAUUUGUAUACACCCAUCUCAUCUCCUUUUGUUGAAUACAUGGCCUUAUGUGGACUCGCAUGGUAUUUUCUGGCCUCCUUAACGAAGCUCUAAAAAAAAGGAAAGAAGGCAGGUUGGGAACCGGGCACAGCUUAACUCUGCAAUUAUGUCUUAAUGUAUAUAAAGCAGCUCUUUUAGUUCAUAGAAGUCAUUAAUGAGGUUUUACACACAUGCAGGACUUGAGGAUUUGUAAUAGAAUGACCUACACUAUGCACUCAUCUUGAAUUAAACGCUACUCAAACAUUGCAGCUUGCUGAUAAAGCACUUAAUGCACUAAGUGUCAUGCAUUAGGAAACACACUAUGAUUGGAUGUGUUACUUUCUUCUUAAAUCUAUUCCAGUUGGAUAUUUGCUUCCAGCAGAAUUUAAAUUUCCGUCAUCAUCGUGCAAAAGCAAUACUUUCACUCAGCUCUUCAUUUUAUGGUGCCCAUGUUUACAUGUCACUGUUAAAUACCAUGGAGAUCACAUGUCCUGGCCUUUGGAUUACACACUGUGCUUUAAUAUUCACAUGCCAAUUCUAUACUUUGCAUGCAUCUUUUUUAUUUAAGUGCUGCUGUGAUCUUUGACCUGCUUGUUUUUUUUUUCUUUUUUAAUCCCAUAAUAACUCAGUUAUUCAGUCUUAUUUCAAACUUCAUCGCUAUUUUCUUCAAAAUGGUGCAGAUUAUGAAUUAAUGUAUAUUUGUUCUGCUCAAUGAUUUCAGCUCCCAUUUUGCCAAAUAUUAGAAUAAGAUGAAGUUAAUCUCAAAUCCCAGAUAGGAGUAUUUAAAAAAAGAAUACUCGUGCAUUUAUAUAAUUUAUAAGGAUAUAUUUUGUGUAUUGAAGUGGAGACUUGUUUAUUACCUAUGAUCUUUGGAUGUGUUUCUUGAGUGUAAAGUAACAUUUUUGGUGUCAAAACAUUGCCAUACAUUUUUCUAGCAUCAGUCAUCACCUCUUAUAGUCCCAACAACAAAAAACUCUCCCAUACCACAAACUUCUCAAUAUCUUUCCUUUUAAGUUUGAUUCAUUGAUGUACAUUUUCAAUAAAAAAAUGUGAUCCAAA